Messenger RNA from Neurospora hispaniola, 1149 nucleotides. RefSeq lists its product as uncharacterized. Lineage: Eukaryota; Fungi; Ascomycota; Sordariomycetes; Sordariales; Sordariaceae. The transcript has a single exon. Bases 1 to 1149 code for a protein of 382 amino acids. The record is from RefSeq and is a predicted model, not a curated record.
AUGACAGACCUCGACAAUUCUCCCCCCAGCAACAUCUCCCUAAACUGUCAUCAUCAACAAACCGCCACAAACCAAGCCUCAUACAACGACCCAAUCAUGUCACAUCAAGGCAAGAAAGAGGAAGGCACUGCCUUGUCGAGAGGGUUCAAAAGGUUAUCUGGAGUUUUCAAGAAAAAGUCAGACUCCGACCUGCGAGACCAGGGUCAGAUCUCCCAACCCAACAGCACCGCCCGCGAUGCCCUCGCCCCGAAUAACCCCUUCGCCAACUCCGAGGCAGCCCCGCCCUCUUACAGCGAGGCCAUGUCAGGCAAGCCCGGGGGAUCCAGUUCCAGUCCCGCCAUCCCGGUGAAAGGCAACCAGCUACAUGCCUCGAAUCGUCAAGACCCCGGCGCCUCCACGUCCUUUCAACGGCGUGUGACCCUAAACGGGCAAGUCAUCACCGACAUCGACGACCCCUACGCCUUUCUCUCCAUCUUCGACACGGUCUUCCUCAUCGACGACAGCGGCUCGAUGAUUGGCCAGCGGUGGUCUGAAGCCAGGGACGCCAUUGCCGCCAUCGCCCCCGUCUGCGUCGCUCACGACAAGGACGGUGUCGACCUUCACUUCCUGAACCACCCCCGGAGCUACACGAACAUCACCUCGGCCGCCAAAGUCAAUCAAAUAUUCAACAGCGUUCACCCGUCCGGACGCACGUUAACAGGGCAGCGCAUCUGGGACAUUCUGGGCCCGUAUCUAAAGAUGUACACGCGAGGUUUCGGGCAUUCUAGCUGGGACCCGGAGAAGACGGGCGUGAAGCCGGUGAACCUGAUUGUGAUCACGGACGGGGAUCCACAGGAUGAUCCGGAGUCGAGGAUCUUACAAGUUAUCAAGGAGCUGGAGAGAGUCAAGGCCCCUCCUUAUCAAAUUGGAAUUCAGUUCUUCCAAGUCGGAGAUGACCCGAGGGCUAGGGCGGCGCUGGCGGAGCUGGAUGACGAGCUGGGUGGUGAGAAAUCGAGGGAUAUGGUCGAUACCGUAACGUGGGACAAUGGAGAUACGAGAGCGAGGCAGUUGGAGGGAGAGAAAAUGCUCAAGAUUGUGUUGGGGAGUGUGGUCAAGAGGCUGGAUCGUCGGCCGGCGGCUGGUAAGGAUAAAACGGCCAAGAGAUAUUAG